UUUUUUUUUUCUUGGUUGGUCCCUUUGUUCGCCUUGUAAUAUGAGCCGAAAAAACACAGCUGAAGACGCCUUUCCCGACGACGAUGCUGCCAACACCGAAGUAUUGGAAGGCGGCAACCGUAGCAUCAUUAUGGGCAUUAUAAGUCAGAUGCGGAAAGACAUGGAUCUGUCGCGUGUCACUUUACCGACCUUUGUGUUGGAACCUCGUAGUAUGCUCGAGAAAAUCACCGACUUUAUGAGCCACCCCGACUUAUGUAUACAAGCAAGUCGAAUGACCGAUCCUGUCGAACGUUUUGUGGCCGUGACCAAAUAUUUCCUUUCAGGCUGGCAUGUAAAAGCAAAGGGUGUAAAAAAACCAUACAAUCCAGUUUUGGGCGAGUUUUUCCGCUGCCAAUGGCGGUUUGAUGACGGCACCGAAGCUUCUUACGUCGCCGAGCAAGUAUCGCAUCACCCUCCCAUUUCCGCAUAUCACUAUGAGAAUCCCAAGCACGGUAUUUAUAUCCAAGGAGAAGCACAUCCGAAAGCCAAGUUUCUCGGAAACAGUGCGGCGACGAUCAUGAAAGGUUACUCCCGAAUCACAUUUGCCCAUCUUCACAAUGAGACUUACGAUAUCACGAAUCCUAAUGUUUAUGCAAGAGGCAUCUUAUUCGGUAAGAUGAUCAUGGAACUCGGAGAUCAGUGCAUGGUUCGAUGCGUGACCAGUGACCUGGUUUGCGAACUGGAUUUCAAAACAAAGGGAUUCUUUUCCGGUCAUUAUCACGGUGUGAUUGGCAAAAUCAAAAAGGAAUCAACAGGUGAAGUCUUGUACGAGAUUUCGGGCACUUGGGCCAACGAGCUUUUCAUCAAAUCCACAAAAAGUUCCGCCAAAGAAUCAUUUUUCAAUGUGAAAACAGCUUCGAUUCAUGCAAAACUGGUUCAGGAUGAAAAAGAUCAAGAACCACUGGAAUCCAGACGUCUGUGGUCAAAGGUCACAGCCGCCAUCAAGUGCAACGAUAUGGAUACUGCGACCGAGGAAAAAACGCUCAUUGAAAAUCGCCAACGAGAGGAAGCUGCGGCUCGACAGAAAGAAGGUGUUCAAUGGAAUCCGCGAUUCUUCCGACUAAAUAAGAAUGAAGAAUACGAAUUCAAGGAACAGACUCCGUGAGAAAACGGGACUCUCACCCGUCAUACCAGAACAUCUAUACAAUAAACUCUCAUCCGGUAUACCCAACUAAUUUCUGUGUAUCUUUUGCGUCAGUGUUGUUGUUGUUGCCAGGACAAUAAUUGAAAUAAUAAUAAAUUAUCCUGGUUCAACAUAACGAUAUCGCUUCAAAAAUUUACAACAAAAAACAACAAGAUGAACAAGUUGUGUUUUUUUGAUGCAUG
This is a messenger RNA of Radiomyces spectabilis, 1365 nucleotides long. RefSeq lists its product as uncharacterized. The coding region runs from base 41 to 1144 and encodes 367 amino acids. NCBI's taxonomy places the organism in Eukaryota, Fungi, Mucoromycota, Mucoromycetes, Mucorales, Radiomycetaceae. The record is from RefSeq and is a predicted model, not a curated record. Gene Ontology annotation, molecular function: sterol binding. The transcript has 7 exons. Gene Ontology annotation, cellular component: membrane; intracellular membrane-bounded organelle; cytosol.